CGUAAGGGUUGAAAAUGAAAAAUAAAAUUAAUCGAGCGCGACAGAUUUUCUAAGGGGAUGUUAAGCAAACCUAAAAAAAAGCUCUCAUCUUAUAAUCUGACAAUUUGAAUGAUUUGGAUGGACAAUCUCGCGGCUAUUAUUAGAAUAUGCAAAAAAUCCUCAUUUUGAAAUAAUCUUUUGAAUGUCGAAAACUGAAAAAAAUGCAUUAUAAUUAUAUGUAUACAUACAGAAUUAAAAUGACAGUUCAUGUCGACAAAUUUUAACAAAUUUAGUUUCUUCACUAAACCCGCUGAGUACCCUAUGGUGUGAAAUGCGAAUCGGUAUUCGGUACGCUCAGUAAGAAUAUUUACUCUAACUAUAUAUAUAAGUAUAAGUAUAAGAAUAUAUAACUGGUAAACAUCACUAUACUUCUGACUUCUGCUGAGUUCUGAGAUGUAUCUUAGUCACUUGGACCUUGGUUAUCGGUACGAUUGUCUACACCUACACACAUACUAAUUAAAAAAAGUUUUAUGAACAGUAAUUCUUUAAAAAAGAAGAAAAAAAAUAAUUAUUGCUCCGAACGCAAUGUUUCAAAAACUUAUAACAUUUUGGAUAUUUCCCAUGUAAGUUUAUUGAAAUCUACCAGGAAAACAGAUAUCUACUUUUAUGAUAUUCAAGCAGUCAUAAGUAUAAACUAAGUAGUAUUAUUGGUAAAAAUGGGUGAAAUUAUUGAAAUAUCUACAACUCGAAACCAACAAAGAAGAUUUUAUAAAUUUACUAGUAAGUGUGUUAUAUUUUCUAUUAAAGGAAAUUCUGGAUAUGCUAUGAUUGGGUUAGCUGAUCAAAUUGGAUUCUUUAAUAUUGAUCAUUGGGUAUUUAUAGAUAGAAAUGGUGAGAGUGGAGUCUGUGAAUUUAAUGAAAUAAUUGUUAAAACACCAACACCUGGCAUCUUGGAGGAGGAAAAAUAUCAUAAGUUUUGCCUUACUUGGUAUGGCAGUAAAGUUGAGUUAAACAAAUUUGGGGAAUCUGAACCAAUAUUUUCCAAAGAAAUUAAAAAAAAUAAUUUAAAGUUUGCUACAUUUUUUGGUCGAAACCAAAACAAUACUUUACAGUGGAAGUUAUUGUUACCACCUUGUAUUGAGAGGCCUUGUUUAAAACCAAUUAUAGGAGGCAAACCAUAUUGGGUGCCAUAUGAUGGUGAAUUGCCAUAUGGUGCAAUAAUAGGAGGGUUUGAAAAUGAGUUUCUAUAUAUAAUGAGAGCACCACAUGUAGGAUCAUUAACUCCUGGAAAGUUUGUACCAUCUAUGAAAUGUGGAUUUGUAGGCUGGGGGGGAUAUUCACAUUUAAAAACAGAGUUUGAGAUACUCUGUGCCCAUGAUUGUGUCUGGGUACCAACAAAAGAAUCGGUAAUACCAGCUGGAGCCAUUGCUGUAGGAUACACCGAAUAUGGCCCAGAAACAAUGUACAUAGGUCGUGUAAAACAGGAUGGCCAUGUAAUACCAGGUAAAGUAGCACCAACACAUUGUGUUUGUUACUUUGCCUAUGGUGAUCAGGAAGCAUAUGAAAUUUAUUAUGAUAUAUUAGUUGCUCCAUGCUCAAGUCCUAGGUGUAGUAAUACUCUUGAACCACCAUUUAAAGAAAGAUAUGAGUUUUAUGAAGAAAAAUACAGAUCUGAUGAUGAAUAUGAUUAUGAUGAUGACUAACACUGAAAACUCUAUAUAAACAUUGUAAAUAUUUUGAGAGUGUACAAUAAAACAAUAUUAUAAUGAAAUCUUAUAUUUUAUGAUCCUGGGGGUUAGUUGAGAUGCCUUAACAGUAGUGUAUGACAGUUUGUGUUGACAAAUUUUUAUACAAAUGUAGUUUCGACUUUCUACAUACACUACUGUUAAGGCAUGUCCCCUGCUGUCUUUGUACAAGUGACCAUAGAAAUUAUGGUUUAUAUGUUUCAUUUUGGAUUAAAGCACAAAAAAUAA
Pieris brassicae (large cabbage white) is the source of this 1952-nucleotide messenger RNA. RefSeq lists its product as uncharacterized. The record is from RefSeq and is a predicted model, not a curated record. The transcript has 5 exons. NCBI's taxonomy places the organism in Eukaryota, Metazoa, Arthropoda, Insecta, Lepidoptera, Pieridae. The coding region runs from base 696 to 1682 and encodes 328 amino acids.